This is a messenger RNA of Spinacia oleracea (spinach), 1243 nucleotides long. Its product is annotated as transcription factor RSL3-like. Gene Ontology annotation, cellular component: nucleus. Gene Ontology annotation, molecular function: protein dimerization activity; RNA polymerase II cis-regulatory region sequence-specific DNA binding; DNA-binding transcription factor activity, RNA polymerase II-specific. The record is from RefSeq and is a predicted model, not a curated record. The transcript has 5 exons. The coding region runs from base 68 to 928 and encodes 286 amino acids. Lineage: Eukaryota; Viridiplantae; Streptophyta; Magnoliopsida; Caryophyllales; Amaranthaceae. Gene Ontology annotation, biological process: regulation of transcription by RNA polymerase II.
UCUACAUUUCUGCAUUUUCCCGCCUUUGCCGUAGCGCGAAAGUGUAAUACUUCUUGAAAUUGCAGGAAUGGGAGCUUUCGUUGAUGGAGAAUGGGAGUCUUUAAGCAACAUAUUCACAUUUGAGUCGCCCGAAUUAGGAGCGCAAUUUCUUAGCCAUCCCAGUAGUUCCACAUUUGUUUCCCACUCUAUUGAUUAUGAUAAUUACCUUAACAAUAAUCCUCCAAGCAUUAUGCACCCUAAUCAUAGUAUUAGUGCUAGUAAUAGUUAUGAAAACUGCCAUUUCUUGCUAAAUGAAGAAUUUCCUCCUAUGAACAUAAAUUUGAUGGAUCAAGGAAACCUUAGCGCCUCUUUUGCUUUGGCUUUUCCAUGUGACUUAUAUGUAGAUAAUCAAUCAAACGACUCUCCAAUCGAAGAUAACGAAUCAGACAAUCUUGGCUCACCACUAAGUAUGGAAGCUCAGAUGAAGAGGAAAAGUAAUGCACCAGAAGUUGAAGUAAUUAACGCUGCGCCGAAGAAAAAAGCUCGAGUUUCCAAAGAUAGGAGCAUCGAAUCUAAGAAUAAUGAGGAAGAGAAUGUGGGUGAAGGGGAUAAGUCAGACGAUGAAUCCAAGGUUUCUCAACAUACUAUUUCAGCAGCAAAAGGGAAGAAAAGAGCAAGCAGGGGUACAGCAACCGAUCCUCAAAGUCUUUAUGCAAGGAGAAGAAGGGAGAAAAUUAAUCAAAGGUUAAAAAUCUUACAAAACCUUGUCCCUAAUGGAACAAAGGUUGACAUUAGUACAAUGCUAGAAGAGGCAGUCCAAUAUGUUAAAUUUUUACAGCUUCAGAUCCGGCUGUUGAGCUCAGAUGACUUGUGGAUGUAUGCUCCCAUUGCUUAUAAUGGAGUCGAUAUCAGUGUCUAUAGGCGGAUUUCUCCAUUUCUACUUCCUUGAUUUUUCAAAAUUUUCACAACUCGAACGAUGAAUUUCAUCUCAAAUGUUGAUAUUACAUCUGCUUCGUUCCUGGCCAAGACAAAAAACAUGGAUUAUCAUAAUGCUUAGGUACAAUUUAUUUAGUUUAAAAGAUAAAAUGGAACAAGAAAUUAAAUUAGUAGAUAUAGACAGAUAAUGUAAUAUGUAAUCUGUAAUGUAGUUGAUUUUUAAAGCAAUUGAUUUUAUACCAUUUAAUUUAGAGGCAGCCAAGGCCGGUCACAAAUAUGACGGUGCAGUCUGCAAAGAUAAUGUUGAUGUGUCAUUACUAUUAAAUAC